GACAAGUGCCAAAAUGGCGAUGCCUACCACCUAGAACUGGAUUGUGCGCUGGCCGCCACCGCUGCCACCUGCUCAGAGUGAAAUAAUGAAGGUGGUCAACCUGAAGCAAGCCAUUUUGCAAGCCUGGAAGGAGCGCUGGAGUGACUACCAAUGGGCAAUCAACAUGAAGAAAUUCUUUCCUAAAGGAGCCACCUGGGAUAUUCUCAACCUGGCAGAUGCGUUACUAGAGCAGGCCAUGAUUGGACCAUCCCCCAAUCCUCUCAUCUUGUCCUACCUGAAGUAUGCCAUUAGUUCCCAGAUGGUGUCCUACUCUUCUGUCCUCACAGCCAUCAGUAAGUUUGAUGACUUUUCUCGGGACCUGUGUGUCCAGGCAUUGCUGGACAUCAUGGACAUGUUUUGUGACCGUCUGAGCUGUCACGGCAAAGCAGAGGAAUGCAUCGGACUGUGCCGAGCCCUUCUUAGCGCCCUCCACUGGCUGCUGCGCUGCACGGCAGCCUCUGCAGAGCGGCUGCGGGAGGGGCUGGAGGCCGGCACUCCAGCCGCUGGGGAGAAGCAGCUUGCCAUGUGCCUUCAGCGCCUGGAGAAAACCCUCAGCAGCACCAAGAACCGGGCCCUGCUGCACAUCGCCAAACUAGAGGAGGCCUCAUUGCACACAUCCCAGGGACUUGGGCAGGGUGGCACCCGAGCCAAUCAACCAACAGCUUCUUGGACUGCCAUCGAGCAUUCUCUCUUGAAACUUGGAGAGAUCCUGGCCAAUCUCAGCAACCCGCAGCUCCGGAGUCAGGCCGAGCAGUGUGGCACCCUCAUUAGGAGCAUCCCCACGAUGCUGUCUGUGCAUGCGGAGCAGAUGCACAAGACCGGCUUCCCCACUGUCCACGCCGUGAUCCUGCUCGAGGGCACCAUGAACCUGACAGGCGAGACGCAGUCCCUGGUGGAGCAGCUGACGAUGGUGAAGCGCAUGCAGCAUAUCCCCACCCCACUUUUUGUCCUGGAGAUCUGGAAAGCUUGCUUCGUGGGGCUCAUUGAGUCUCCCGAGGGUACGGAGGAGCUCAAGUGGACAGCUUUCACUUUCCUCAAGAUUCCACAGGUUUUGGUGAAGUUGAAGAAGUACUCUCAUGGAGACAAGGACUUCACUGAGGAUGUCAACUGUGCUUUUGAGUUCCUGCUGAAGCUCACCCCCUUGUUGGACAAAGCUGACCAGCGCUGCAACUGUGACUGUACAAACUUCCUGCUCCAAGAAUGUGGCAAGCAGGGGCUUCUGUCUGAGGCCAGCGUCAACAACCUUAUGGCUAAGCGCAAAGCGGACCGAGAGCACGCACCCCAGCAGAAAUCGGGAGAGAAUGCCAACAUCCAGCCCAACAUCCAGCUGAUCCUCCGGGCGGAGCCCACUGUCACAAACAUCCUCAAGACGAUGGAUGCAGACCACUCUAAGUCACCGGAGGGACUGCUGGGAGUCCUGGGCCACAUGCUGUCCGGGAAGAGUCUGGACUUGCUGCUGGCUGCCGCCGCCGCCACUGGAAAGCUGAAAUCCUUCGCCCGGAAAUUCAUCAAUUUGAAUGAAUUCACAACCUAUGGCAGCGAAGAAAGCACCAAACCGGCCUCCGUCCGGGCCCUGCUGUUUGACAUCUCCUUCCUCAUGCUGUGCCAUGUGGCCCAGACCUAUGGUUCAGAGGUGAUUCUGUCCGAGUCGCGCACAGGAGCUGAGGUGCCCUUCUUCGAGACCUGGAUGCAGACCUGCAUGCCUGAGGAGGGCAAGAUCCUGAACCCUGACCACCCCUGCUUCCGCCCCGACUCCACCAAAGUGGAGUCCCUGGUGGCCCUGCUCAACAACUCCUCGGAGAUGAAGCUAGUGCAGAUGAAGUGGCAUGAGGCCUGUCUCAGCAUCUCAGCCGCCAUCUUGGAAAUCCUCAAUGCCUGGGAGAAUGGGGUCCUGGCCUUCGAGUCCAUCCAGAAAAUCACUGAUAACAUCAAAGGGAAGGUAUGCAGUCUGGCGGUGUGUGCUGUGGCUUGGCUUGUGGCCCACGUCCGGAUGCUGGGGCUGGAUGAGCGUGAGAAGUCGCUGCAGAUGAUCCGCCAGCUGGCAGGGCCACUGUUUAGUGAGAACACCCUGCAGUUCUACAAUGAGAGGGUGGUGAUCAUGAACUCGAUCCUGGAGCGCAUGUGUGCCGACGUGCUGCAGCAGACAGCCACGCAGAUCAAGUUUCCCUCCACCGGGGUGGACACAAUGCCCUACUGGAACCUGCUGCCCCCCAAGCGGCCCAUCAAAGAGGUGCUGACGGACAUUUUUGCCAAGGUGCUGGAGAAGGGCUGGGUGGACAGCCGCUCCAUCCACAUCUUUGACACCCUGCUGCACAUGGGCGGCGUCUACUGGUUCUGCAACAACCUGAUUAAGGAGCUGCUGAAGGAGACGCGGAAGGAGCACACGCUGCGGGCAGUGGAGCUGCUCUACUCCAUCUUCUGCCUGGACAUGCAGCAAGUGACCCUGGUCCUGCUGGGCCACAUCCUACCUGGCCUGCUCACUGACUCCUCCAAGUGGCACAGCCUCAUGGACCCCCCGGGCACUGCUCUUGCCAAGCUGGCCGUGUGGUGUGCCCUCAGUUCCUACUCCUCCCACAAGGGACAGGCGUCCACCCGCCAGAAGAAGAGACACCGCGAAGACAUUGAGGAUUAUAUCAGCCUCUUCCCCCUGGACGAUGUGCAGCCUUCGAAGUUGAUGCGACUGCUGAGCUCUAAUGAGGACGAUGCCAACAUCCUUUCGAGCCCCACAGACCGAUCCAUGAGCAGCUCCCUCUCAGCCUCUCAGCUCCACACGGUCAACAUGCGGGACCCUCUGAACCGAGUCCUGGCCAACCUGUUCCUGCUCAUCUCCUCCAUCCUGGGGUCUCGCACCGCUGGCCCCCACACCCAGUUCGUGCAGUGGUUCAUGGAGGAGUGUGUGGACUGCCUGGAGCAGGGUGGCCGUGGCAGCGUCCUGCAGUUCAUGCCCUUCACCACCGUGUCGGAACUGGUGAAGGUGUCAGCCAUGUCCAGCCCCAAGGUGGUUCUGGCCAUCACGGACCUCAGCCUGCCCCUGGGCCGCCAGGUGGCUGCUAAAGCCAUUGCUGCACUCUGAGGGGCUUGGCAUGGCCGCAGUGGGGGCUGGGGACUGGCGCAGCCCCAGGCGCCUCCAAGGGAAGCAGUGAGGAAAGAUGAGGCAUCGUGCCUCACAUCCGCUCCACAUGGUGCAAGAGCCUCUAGCGGCUUCCAGUUCCCCGCUCCUGACUCCUGACCUCCAGGAUGUCUCCCGGUUUCUUCUUUCAAAAUUUCCUCUCCAUCUGCUGGCACCUGAGGAGAGUGAGCAGCCUGGACCACAAGCCCAGUGGUCACCCCUGUGUGCGCCCGCCCCAGCCCAGGAGUAGUCUUACCUCUGAGGAACUUUCUAGAUGCAAAGUGUGUAUGUGUGUGUGUGUGUGUGUGUGUGUGUGUUUGUGUGUAUUUUGUAAUAUGUGAGGGAAAUCUACCUUCGUUCAUGUAUAAAUAAAGCUCCUCGUGGCUCCC
Homo sapiens (human) is the source of this 3537-nucleotide messenger RNA. RefSeq names its product mediator complex subunit 24 (gene MED24). The transcript is spliced from 27 exons. The coding region runs from base 86 to 3112 and encodes 1008 amino acids. Lineage: Eukaryota; Metazoa; Chordata; Mammalia; Primates; Hominidae. Gene Ontology annotation, cellular component: nucleus; mediator complex. The record is from RefSeq and is marked reviewed.